This is a messenger RNA of Capsicum annuum, 2466 nucleotides long. RefSeq names its product probable serine/threonine-protein kinase abkC. The record is from RefSeq and is a predicted model, not a curated record. Lineage: Eukaryota; Viridiplantae; Streptophyta; Magnoliopsida; Solanales; Solanaceae. The coding region runs from base 159 to 2099 and encodes 646 amino acids. The transcript has 5 exons.
AUCUUAAAUAUUACAUUUAAAUAUAUCACUUUACUUUCCUCUUUGCGCAGCUCAAUAUAUAUAUAUAUAUAUAUAUAUAUAUAUUUGUAUCCAAACGGCGUCGUUUUGUUGCUGAAAGAGGCGAUGAGCGGUCGACGUAAGGUGAAAAAUGCCGGCUAAUGCUUGUAAUCUACCAAUUUUCAAUGGCCGCAUCAAGGUGCAGAAUUUUGGUGAAGGGCAGUGCUGAAAGGGUUGCACAUACCCUUCUUGCCAGCCCCAAGGCCAGGAACUCAGAGGUUUGGACGACGUGUCCUGUCGGACUUUCUUACAUCUUUUCAAGAUUACAUUCACAAUGUAGAGGUUGUCAUAGAGGAUUUACCUCCAGCAUUUUAUAUGAAGCAAAAAGAACCUUAUGGAAGACUUACAAUUCAAAAACUAGUUGUUUGUUCUUUACGAAUGAAUCAGUCUCACACCAUGCUCGAAUUGCCUGGAAGCGGCUACUUCAAAUUCAUUCAAGCUGUGGAGCAAUUCUGCCACCAAUAAAUAGGGUUACAUGUGUGAUGAGCCUUGCUUUGGCUCGCUCACAUCUGGUAUCUCCUGGCAUUUUGGCCUUCCUUAUAGGACAGCUAGCAUGGAAGCAAAGUGUGCUUGCAGAAGCAGAAGGCUUCACAUCCCCGGAAUCAAUCUACAUGCAUGCAAAGGAUGGACAUAUCUACCUGACUUCAUUUAUCCUCUUGAUUUUAGAGGGCUUAAUAUUGCUCUCGAGAGCAGUAUACUUAGCUUUGUUGUUCUCCCCUUGUAUACUAAUGGCUCCUUUCGCGGACUCCCUUGGUAUUGAGUUUAGGAAGAAGUGGCUUCGUGCUGUGAGAAGAACUCUAGAGAAGGCAGGUCCAGCAUUCAUUAAGUGGGGUCAAUGGGCGGCAGCAAGGCCAGAUCUGUUUCCAGAUGAUAUGUGUAAUGAACUUGCAGAACUCCACUCUAAGGCACCAGCACAUAGCUAUGCGUACACGAAAAAAAGCAUUGAAAAGGCGUUUGGACGCAAGCUGCCUGAAAUAUUCGAAAAUUUUGAGGAGGAGCCCGUUGCAUCGGGUAGUAUUGCUCAAAUUCAUCGGGCCACCUUGAAAUUCCGAUAUCCUAGACAACGGGUUAAACCCAUUCGUGUUGCUGUCAAAGUUAGACACCCAGGCGUUAGUGAAUCUAUCAGGAGGGAUUUUGUACUAAUUAACUUGUUUGCAAAAGUUUCAAAGAUCUUCCCUACUUUGAAGUGGUUGAGACUGGAUGAAAGCAUACAGCAGUUUGCGGUCUUUAUGAUGUCUCAAGUUGAUCUUUCUAGGGAAGCAGCAAACUUGAGUCGUUUUAUAUACAACUUCCGCAGAUGGAAGGAUGUAUCAUUUCCCAGACCUCUAUAUCCGUUGGUGCAUCCUGCGGUUUUAGUGGAAACCUAUGAAGACGGUCAAAAUGUCUUGCGCUACAUUGAAGAGCUUGAAGAACCUAUCAAUGAGCUUGAAGGACGCGAGGGCAUCCGAAGUGCCCUUGCUCACAUUGGGACUCAUGCACUACUGAAGAUGAUGUUGGUGGACAAUUUCAUACAUGCAGACAUGCAUCCUGGAAACAUUCUUGUUAGACCACCGCAAGACGGAGCUUCAGGUAAAGGACUUUUCAAAUCGAAGCCUCAUGUGGUCUUCCUAGACGUGGGUAUGACUGCUGAGCUAUCUAAUAAGGACCGACUCCUUCUACUGGAGUUCUUUAAGGCCGUGGCUCUUCGAGAUGGGCGCACUGCUGCAGAAAGUACUCUUGGACUAUCUAAACAACAGAGCUGUCCGAACCCAGAGGAAUUCAUCAAGGAUGUGGAGGGAACUUUUAACUUUUGGAAAACACCUGAAGGGGAUGGCGUGCAUCCGGCAGAUUGCAUGCAACAAUUGCUUGAGCAAGUUAGACGUCAUCGGGUGAAUAUUGAUGGCAACAUUUGCACUGUGAUUGUGACUACUUUGGUGUUGGAGGGAUGGCAGCGGAAACUGGACCCAGAAUACGACGUGCUACAAACAUUGCAAAAGUUGCUAUUCAAAGACGACUGGACGGAGUCUCUCUUUCACACAAUCGGAGGGCUGAUGGCGCCAUAAAAAGGUGCCUCUUUCGCUCGCUUCCCCUCCCCACCACAACGUAGGGAAAACGAUUCCACAAUUUUGAUGGGAGUAAUAUACACACACACAUAGCAAUCUGGCAUUAGAGAAUAAGGAUGUAUGCUCUUCUUUUUCUUUUUUGUUAGAUUUGAAAAUUAGUUUAGCUCUAAUCUUGAUUUCUUACUUAUUUUUCAUCAUUGUGAGAUGAUAAUAAUUACUUAUCAAGAAUGUAUUUUGAUGAGAGAGUUUUGGAAUUGAGACAUAGUUGACUAUUUCUUGAGCCAUAUGUAUCAAACCCAAGGAAUUGGGAGGAAAUUUUUGUAUUAAUCCAACAUCUAUAUAUUCAUAUGAUUGGAAAUUUGAGGUA